Molecule: messenger RNA, 1701 nt
Organism: Arachis ipaensis
Lineage: Eukaryota; Viridiplantae; Streptophyta; Magnoliopsida; Fabales; Fabaceae
Gene: FAD5
Product: fatty acid desaturase 5
Biological process (GO): very long-chain fatty acid biosynthetic process
Cellular component (GO): endoplasmic reticulum membrane
Molecular function (GO): palmitoyl-[glycerolipid] 7-desaturase activity
Source: RefSeq, a predicted model, not a curated record
GGGUCACUUGCCACAUCACAAUCACCAAAAUCAAACCCCAACAACAUAAAACCCUCUUAAAAACCCAAACCCAAGAUUCUCCUAUUCUCCACCCACAAAAUAGUACAAUUUUUUAAGGCCUUAUUCAUUGUUUUUCAUUUUAACAAAAACAAGGGUCUUUUAACAAAAAGGGUCAUUUUUUUUUUCCCUUCAUGGCUCUGAUCACAUCACAGCCUAAACACCCUCUUCUUAACCAAAUUACCACUGUUCACUGUGCAAUUCCAAGGUUGAACAAAACUGUGAUUGGUCUUGGAUCCUUCACAAACAAUGUUAAAACCAUUAAAGUUUGUAACUUUAACUCAAACCCAAGAAAAUUCACUCUUCAAAAUCACAACUUUAUUACCUAUAACAAUAACAAGAAGCCAAUAACAGCAGCAAAUGCUGCAUUUUCCUCAGAACCUUUGGUGCCACCAGAACAAGAACAACAAGAGCAAGGGCCAUUGAGGAAUCAGAGAAGGAUUCUGCUAUCUGAUGUGGUUGUGGAGAGAGAGAGGAAAGUGUUAUUUGGAAGGAAAUGGAACUCAUUGGAUGUUGGAACUGCUGGUGUUGUUCUUGCCAUGCAUGUUCUUAGUCUCUUUGCACCAUUUCAAUUCAAUUUCCAUGCUCUUUGUGUUGCUUUGGCUUUGUAUGUUGUGACUGGUCUAUUUGGUAUCACACUCUCUUUCCAUAGAAACCUUUCUCAUAGGAGCUUCAAGCUUCCCAAAUGGCUUGAAUAUACAUUUGCCUAUUGUGGAGUUCUUGCUCUUCAGGGUAACCCAAUUGAUUGGGUUAGCACUCAUAGGUACCAUCACCAAUUCUGUGAUUCAGAGAGAGACCCUCAUAGCCCCACUGAAGGAUUCUGGUUCAGCCAUAUGAGUUGGCUAUUUGAUACAAAUUCUAUCAUAGAAAGGUGUGGGGAGACAAACAAUGUUGGUGAUUUAGAGAAACAAUCUUUUUAUAGGUUUAUAAGAAGUAGUUACAUUGUUCAUCCACUUGCUUUGGGAGCUCUUCUUUAUGCCAUUGGAGGAUUUCCUUUUCUUGUUUGGGGAAUGGGUGUGAGGAUUGUUUGGGUGUACCACAUAACUUGGUUGGUAAAUUCAGCUUGCCAUGUAUGGGGGAAUCAAUCAUGGAACACCAAGGACUUAUCCAGAAACAAUUGGUGGGUGGCAUUGCUUGCAUUUGGUGAAGGUUGGCACAAUAACCACCAUGCAUUUGAGUAUUCAGCUAGACAUGGCUUAGAGUGGUGGCAAUUGGACAUGACUUGGUAUGUGGUUAGGUUCUUACAAGCAAUUGGAUUGGCCACUGAUGUGAAGCUACCCUCUCAAAGUCACAAGCAAAAAAUGGCAUUCAAUGAAUAAUGAAUGUAUGAUUUGACUAUGUAUAGGAAAAUUAUCAGGUGUACCGAGGAAUAUCGGUGUUCCAGUUGUUUUAACCGUUGAUUUUAAUUAAUAUAUAUUAUAUAUAUUUUUUAUAAUUAAGAUCAACGGUUAAAACAACUGGAACACCGGUGUUCUCGGUACACCUGAUAACCUUCCCUAUGUAUAAGGUCACUAAUAGUUUAGAUAUAAAAAAUUAUAACCAUUUUACUUAAAAAGGGGGUUAAUGGUGAAAUUAGUAGCUAAAAAUGGAGUCAUUUUUCAAUUUUUUUUUGAAAAAUUUUAUUAAUUAAAUUAAUCCUUUAAA